Candidozyma duobushaemuli is the source of this 2379-nucleotide messenger RNA. RefSeq names its product glutamine--tRNA ligase (gene GLN4). Gene Ontology annotation, biological process: glutaminyl-tRNA aminoacylation; translation. Lineage: Eukaryota; Fungi; Ascomycota; Pichiomycetes; Serinales; Metschnikowiaceae. The transcript has a single exon. Gene Ontology annotation, molecular function: glutamine-tRNA ligase activity; ATP binding. Gene Ontology annotation, cellular component: cytosol; cytoplasm. Bases 1 to 2379 code for a protein of 792 amino acids. The record is from RefSeq and is a predicted model, not a curated record.
AUGUCUUCAGAGGAGCUCAUAGAGAGAUUCCAGAGCAUUGGGCUUUCUGCACCCAAAGCCAAGGAGUACGCAAGAAAUGCAAAGACCUCUGCUGCUUUUGUGGAAGUCUUAGACGAAGGCAAGGUGACUAGCGAGAAUGAGAAGAAGCUCAGUCUUUUAUACAACUUGGCCGUUUUGGCCAAAAAUGACGGACUUGACCCCAAGCACCGUUCCUUGGUUACAAAGGCUGUUGUUGAUGAACGCCUCAAAACAAAUCUCCAGAUCCAGGAAGCUGUGAAGUAUCUCAAAACCAAAGGGGACGACGCUACUGAGGAAGGAAUGAACGAGGUAUCCGGUGUGGGCAUUGAGAUCACCAAGGAUGACGUCCGCAAGGAGAUUUUAAACUACAUUGAGCAGAACAAGGAGGAUGUGUUGGCUAGAAGAUACGCUGGUGUUCCUUCGCUCUUGGGCCAGGCCAAGAAGAUUCCUGCUUUGAAGUGGGCUGCUCCAACUGACUUCAAGCCUGUGGUGGAUGAAAUUGCAUUGGAGCUUUUUGGCCCCAAGGAUGAAAGAGACGUGGUCAAAAAGGAGAAGAAGAAGAAAGAACCCAAGACCGAAAAGACUAAACAGCCGGUGAAGGAGAGAUCCAUGUACACUGAGGGAUUCUUGGGAGAGUUGCACAAGCCAGGCCAGAACCCACAGGCAUUCCCUGAAUUGAUGGAUGAACACUUGGCUUUCACGAAGGGUAAGGUCUUCACGAGAUUCCCUCCAGAGCCAAACGGAUUCCUUCACAUUGGUCACUCCAAGGCUAUCAUGGUGAACUUUGGCUAUGCUAAAUACCAUGGCGGCAACUGUUACUUGCGUUUUGACGAUACCAACCCUGAAGCCGAGGAGGAGGUUUACUUCAACUCCAUCAAGAGCAUGGUGUCGUGGCUUGGAUUCGAGCCUUGGAAGAUCACCUACUCUUCCGACUACUUUGACCAGUUGUACGAAUUGGCCGAGAAGUUGAUCGAGGUUGGAAAGGCUUACGUUUGUCACUGUACUCCCGAGGAGGUCAAGGCCCAGAGAGGCUUGAAGGCUGAUGGAACCUUGGGUGGUGAGAGAUUCCCAUCUCCAUAUGCUUCCCGUACUGUGGAGGAGAACUUGACCGAGUUCAGAAAAAUGAGAGACGGUCACUACAAGCUGGGUGAGGCUGUUUUACGUAUGAAACAGGAUAUCCAAUCCCCCAACCCUCAAAUGUGGGACCUCGUCGCUUACCGUGUGUUGAACGCCCCUCACCACAGAACCGGUGACAAGUGGAAGAUCUACCCUACUUAUGACUUCACCCACUGUUUGGUUGAUUCCUUCGAGAACAUCUCUCAUUCCUUGUGCACAACUGAGUUCCGCUUAUCCAGAGAGUCUUACGAGUGGUUGUGUGACGCUUUGCAUGUUUAUAGACCCGCCCAGAGAGAAUACGGUCGUCUCAACAUCACAGGUACGAUUUUGUCCAAGAGAAAGAUCGCCAAGUUGGUCAACGACGGCCACGUGAGAGGCUGGGAUGACCCUAGACUUUACACUUUGGAAGCCAUCAAGCGUCGUGGUGUUCCUCCAGGAGCCAUUUUGUCAUUUAUCAACACUUUGGGUGUGACGACUGCCACCACUAAUAUCCAGGUUGUCAGACUCGAGAGUGCUGUUAGAGCCUACCUUGACAGCACCACACCUAGAUUGAUGCUUUUGCUGGAGCCAUUGUUGUGUGAGGUGGUGAACGUGGACGAGGAUUUUGUCGAAGAGGUUGAAAUUCCAUUCAAGCCUGGUGCCGAGGACAAGCUUGGCACUAGAAAGCUCAAGUUCACCAAGAGAUUCUACAUCGACCGUUCCGAUUACAGAGACGAGGUCGACAAGGAAUACUUCAGAUUGGCACCUGGCCAGCCUGUUGGUUUGAUGAAGGUUCCAUAUAACGUUUCCGUGCACGAGGUUAUUAGAGAUGAAUCUGGUAAGGUGACUAAGUUGUUGGUGAACUACGAUUCGGACGCCAAGAAGAAGCCCAAGACGUUUAUCCAGUGGGUGGGUGAGAGCAAUGUCAAGAAGAUCAAGGAGACCAGAUUGUACAACCAGUUGUUCACCAGUGAGAACCCUAGCGCUCAUCCUGACGGUUUCUUGACUGACAUCAACCCUGAGUCCGAAGAGGUCUUCAAGGACUCAAUCAUCGAGGCUGGCGGAUUCAACGAAAUUGUCAAGAAGUCUCCAUUAAACAUUGGUAUCGAAGGCUCUGAUUUCAACAUCAAUGAAACUGAAGGCCCUCAGACCGUCAGAUUCCAGGCCCUUAGAAUCGGCUACUUCUGCAUGGACAAAGACUCUAACGGGGACGAUGUUGUCUUGAACAGGAUUGUCACAUUGAAGGAAGAUUCUGCCAAGGCCUAA